Messenger RNA from Vicia faba (fava bean), 345 nucleotides. The record is from the annotation of a GenBank genome assembly. NCBI's taxonomy places the organism in Eukaryota, Viridiplantae, Streptophyta, Magnoliopsida, Fabales, Fabaceae.
AUGGCUCCUCUUUUGUUGAGAAGUGAGUUUUUAAUCAUGCUCAAUAUGGCUCCUCUUUUGUUGAGAAGUGAGUUUUUAAUCAUGCUCAAUAUGGCUCCUCUUUUGUUGAGAAAUUUUGAUCAAGAAAUUGGCGGGGUCUGCAAAAGAUGGAAUAAAAAAUUUAGCUCAAUAUGGCUCUUCUUUGCGUUGAAAUCCAAUUGUCGCUGGAUUGGGAUACUUGAGACUUUACCCAUAAGGGAGUCCUUCCAGAAAUUCUCAAAGGCUCGAGUUGAACCCAAGCCUAAGAGGGGGUUUGGAAAUAGUUUUCAACCAGCAAUAGACGCGCCUCAGUUAGAACCUCACUAG